Molecule: messenger RNA, 1017 nt
Organism: Papaver somniferum (opium poppy)
Lineage: Eukaryota; Viridiplantae; Streptophyta; Magnoliopsida; Ranunculales; Papaveraceae
Exons: 2
Coding region: 1-1017 (338 amino acids)
Source: RefSeq, a predicted model, not a curated record
AUGGAUGAUUCAUCUUUGGUCAAAAGGGUGCCCAAGAAGUCAUAUGCUUGGGCCAACAUCUUAACCGGAGUAGGGCAGGUUUUUGAAAGUAAAAUCGAUUGUCGUGAUACUGUUAAGAAGUAUGAAUAUCAUAGUGGUUACAAACUUGACGUACGUAAGAGUGAAAAAAAACGCUACACUGUGCAGUGUAUGAGCAAGGCAAGUCAAAAUUGUAGCUGGACGUUUUAUGCAUCUCUCGUUGCCAAUACUAAAGGUAUGUUUCAGUGCAAGACGUUUCACGGAGAGCAUGCAUGUGAUUUAGCUUCUUCUGAUCCAGCAAAAGUCAGGAUAACAAAGUCUUUUCUGAAGGAUAUUUUAAUAGAUGAAUUUCGAGCAUCAAAGAAGAAGAAGACUGCAGCUGAUGUCCAAGAUCUUCUGCAUCUAGAAUAUGGUAUUGAUCUCACAUAUAGUCAGGCAUACCAUGGUUUACAGUUCAUUAAAGAGUCUCUUUGGGGUGACGAUAUCAAGUCCUAUUCAGACUUUGUUUGGUAUAAAGAAUCAAUUGAACGUUAUAAUCCUGGAAGCGUCGUGAAGUUUGAGUAUGAUGGUGUAACGAAGCAGUUCCAGAGGUUUUUUGUUGCUUUGGAAGCUUCCAUUACUGGUUUCAAUAAAAACUGUCGUCCGAUGUUAUUUAUUGAUUGCACUUUUCUCACUGGGAAGUUUAAGGGAGGUCUUAUGGUUGCUUGCGGGAAAACUGGUAACCAAGAUAUCUAUCCAGUGGCUUUUGGUAUUGUACCUUGCGAAAAUUGUGAGAGUUGGGAAUGGUUCUUAACCAACUUGAAGGGUAUUAUCAGGGAAGACCGUCCAUUGACCAUCAUAUCAGACCGUGGAGUUGUCCUUCUGAAACAUGUCCCUGUGAUCUUCCCAAAUGCUUACCAUUCUUACUGUUUGUACCACAUGAAAGGGAAUAUUCCGGUUCCAAAGGGAAAGAGCAGGAUAACUGCUGUGAAGUUGUUUGAAGAGUGCUACGCUGCGUAA